Molecule: messenger RNA, 1962 nt
Organism: Glycine soja
Lineage: Eukaryota; Viridiplantae; Streptophyta; Magnoliopsida; Fabales; Fabaceae
Product: dof zinc finger protein DOF5.6-like
Exons: 2
Coding region: 364-1392 (342 amino acids)
Biological process (GO): regulation of DNA-templated transcription
Molecular function (GO): DNA-binding transcription factor activity; DNA binding
Source: RefSeq, a predicted model, not a curated record
GUUAGAGAGACAGGUUGAGGCCCACCAUUGUUGUCACCGACGGGGUUUUACCCUCACUGUAGCUCUGAGACAACAUGCCACCUCUCUCUCCCUCACUUCCCUCACCUUUUUCUUCCUUCUUAUUCACUGUCCCAUACCCCAUGUAGCAACCACACACACACUUAACACCUCACUUUCACAUCAUCCCGUUAUUCCUCUUCCUUGUUAGCACUUCCUAGCUUACUAUCUAUCCUUAAUUCUUAAUGAUCUUGUGCAAUGCUUUUCAUGACAAACUGCAAGUAGUUACAGUGGCACUUUAGUUUGACAAGAUCACAUAUAUAUACACUGCUUGUGGUUCACUGUUGUUAUCACAAUCACCAGUGAAUGGGUUUAUCUUCUUUGCACGUCUGCAUGGAUUCAUCAGAUCAUUGGUUGCAGGGCACAAUUCACGAGGAGUCUGGGAUGGAUUCUUCUUCUUCACCCUCUGGGGACAUGCUUACAUGCUCAAGGCCCAUGAUAGAGAGGAGGCUAAGACCCCCACAUGACCAAGCUCUUAAGUGCCCCAGGUGUGACUCAACCCACACCAAGUUCUGCUACUACAACAACUACAGUCUUUCUCAGCCAAGGUACUUCUGCAAGACCUGCAGAAGGUACUGGACAAAAGGAGGCACUCUUCGGAACAUUCCUGUUGGUGGUGGCUGCAGAAAGAACAAAAAGGUCUCUGCCAAAAAAUCCAAUGACCACCAAUUAGUUAACAACAAUAAUAUUAGCCAAACACGGCCCCCACACCACCACCACCCCAAAGACCUUCAACUCUCCUCCUUCCCAGAUGUGCAAUUUUCUCACCUCAGCAACUUGCUUGGGACCAAUGCAAACCCUAGUUUCAUGGAGGGCAAAUAUGGAAUUGGCAUGAUUGAGAACCCUAGGCCUAUUGACUUCAUGAUGGAGAGCAAGCUGGAGGGCAUAAUUGGGAGCGGCAGUAGUUCUAGAAAUUUUGAUUUUUUUGGAAAUAAUGACAUGUCUAUGGGUAUGGCUAGUGUUGGGCUGGGAGAUAUGAACGGUGCUACUACUCAUCAAAAUGGGUUGCCACCAAAUUUAUAUCAUCAUGGUCUUUCAGCAUUUGGUGGCAUGUCUAUGUCCCUUGAUCAUGGCAACAACAGUGACAAUAAUGGUGCUAAUAGGUACUUAAUGGACUCUUGCCAGCGUUUGAUGCUGCCAUAUGAUGUCAGCAAUGAGGACCAUAAUGCCCAAAUUGAUGUGAAGCCAAACCCUAAACAGCUAUUGUCCCUUGAAUGGCAAGACCAGGGUUGCUCUGAUGCGGGAAAAGACUCAUUUGGGUAUCUCAACGGUCCAGGAUCAUGGACUGGCAUGAUGAACGGCUAUGGAUCUUCCACCACACACCCUUUGGUCUAAAGGGCAAUAUUCAAAUCUCAAGUCACAACUCAUUGAUGAUGAUGAUGAAGAUGCAUGGAUAUAUAUAUGAUCAACGGCUAAGCUCUCUCUUGGCUUGGGUAAUUUGAGUAAUGUCCAAAUCAAUGAUCAACAUCCUCACUUUCCCUACGUAUAUUUUAUAUUAUAUUAUAUUAUUAUGUAUACAUAAAGCCUUUUGAUCAUGGGAGGGUUCCUCGAAUUUUCCUGUGUAGUUUUUCUUUAUUCUAGCUAUAAAUCUCAGGGGUGGUCUUAUUCAGGUUUCUGUUGACUUAAUCUAGAGAGUGUGUGAAUGAGAAGCUUCAGAGUCCAAUUCGACUGCCCUUGGUGCGUUACCUUUUGGUUGAUAUUAUAUAUCUAUCUGUGUCUUUGUGUGCGACACGUCAUGAAAAGCUUUAGGAUUUAUGCUGUAACAUCGAGGAAGAUAUGGUAGUGCUUUUUUCUUGUUCCAGUUAAAGAAAAUGCAGUAAGUACUAUAUUAUCUUUUAUGAAAAAUCUUUUUCUCUAUGCUUGUUGAGCUGUUAAUUAAUGUUCAUGUCCUUAAUAUUAUUGCCA